AUGAGUUUGGAUACGCACGUAAUCCAUCUUCGCCCAUCGACUCGUCUCCUCGAGCUCUGCACAAAUCGUUCCACGAUGGACACUUUCAUGGUGGUAUCUUCGAGACUCCGUUUUGUCUUCGAACAGGCAGGUCAGUCGCUGCUGUGUGGUGCUCCGAUCCGUGCACGGCACUCAGUAGCUGCCCGAGAUGAAGUGUCGACGCCAUCUUCCGUCUGUACGUUCGACACUUCCAGCACGGCCGCGUCCGAGUCCUCGCGCUUCUCCGACUCGCCGUCGAGCCAAAAACUCGGAGACCUACUGACCCAAGUUGUGUGUGACGACUCGGAUCAAGUUGCGCUUGCACAGCGUCGUGCUGCCUUCCUGGUGCUCGAGCAGCUUCUGCUAAUUGACCAAAAACAAGACCAGAGCCAAACUGACAUGAAUGCCAAUCUUCUCAACGCUGCGAGUGACCGUCAACAGCCAACCGAAGCAGCCAAGCGAGCGAUGGACAUCUCAAAACGUCCGACGGAGCUGGACGCCUGCAAGUUCGCGAGUGCCGACUCCCGUCCGUAUCCGAUGAUGCCGGCUCUUGUCCAGAACGAAGAAGAGUCAAAGGAGGGGGAGCCAGAGCCGAUUAUCUACCCCAUUCCAGCGAACGAGGAGGUUCGCAUGGCCGCGAUUGAGCAUUUCCGUCUCCACGACGUCGCCAAUGUCUCUGAACUCAACGUGAUCUGCUCACUGGCUGCGGCAGAAAUGAAGGCCCCUCACAGCGUCGUCACACUCGUUGAACGUGAUGUGGUGACUCUGCUGGCGACCAACGCACCGGAAUACUGGGACGUCGGUACCGGUAAUCCGCGCGAGCAAACAUUCUGUCAGCACUUUGUCAUGGACGAUAAGCCGUUGCUCGUCCGUCACGCUGAGGCGGAUAUGCGGUUCUACCACAUCGCGCCCGUGACGAUGCGCAGUCUUCGGUUCUACGCUGGUUUCCCCGUGUCGAUCCCGUGUGUGCCAAGAGCUCCGGGACAGCCUGAGAGAGUCGUCAUUGGCGCCUUGUGUUGUCUUGAUGAAAAGCCCCACGAGAUGACGAGGUCGCAGUACUGGAAGCUCAUGAAACUUGCGGAAGCAGCCUCCGCCAUCCUGGAGAAGACUGCGACAGAAUAUAUCGCUGACCCUGAGAAUCACCCACUCGGACAACAAAGAACCGGAGUCCUAAAGCCUAAGGGCAAUGGCACGGGAAUGGUUACUUGCUAA
This is a messenger RNA of Phytophthora infestans T30-4, 1230 nucleotides long. RefSeq lists its product as uncharacterized. Bases 1 to 1230 code for a protein of 409 amino acids. The transcript has 2 exons. NCBI's taxonomy places the organism in Eukaryota, Oomycota, Peronosporomycetes, Peronosporales, Peronosporaceae. The record is from RefSeq and is a predicted model, not a curated record.